AUGGCGCCUGUGAUACACCAGUUCACCCAGACAAUCCCGCGCCCAGAUUCCACAUCUUCAGCUUUGAUACCGGGAUCGUCUGGUCCCCGCACGACAGAAGUUCAUAUCCGCGAACUCGCUGUUAGCAGUAGCGGUAACUCAAUAACAUUUACUCCUCCCGCAAGCUAUGCAUUCACCGACGAUACGGACAGCGACACCAGUGCCACCAGCAAAAGCAGUAGCAGCAGCAGCAAAGAAAGCGGCAUAUCAGGCCCCCUCAAAGGCGCAAUAGCAGGCUCAAUAGUCGGCGCAGCAUUCCUACUGCUACUACUAUACUGCUGCUACCGACGUUCGCCCAAGGCAGCAGAAGCACACCGUCGAAGCCGACGAUCCUCCAAUAUCUCCAAAGACUCACCAGAUCCAGCAUCGCCUGAGCCCGCACCAGUAGAGCCAAAACCAGCCCCAGUAGCAGAACCGGCAGAGCCACCACCAACAAAGCAAAAGAAAACAGUGCGGAUAGCGCCUGGAUCGACGCCGCCUCCGCAUUUACAUCUUCAUCCGUAUGUGCGGACGCCUGUGAAGGCGAAGGUGAAGCUUUAUCCUGAUUCGGAGGAGGCGAAGGGGACGUUUUCGUCGAUUGAGCGGUAUACUAUGGAUCUCGGGGCUGGGGCUCAUGUUCGGAUUAAGAGGGGCAAGACGGGUACGCCGAUUGCGUUUGGGUGA
Molecule: messenger RNA, 702 nt
Organism: Penicillium arizonense
Lineage: Eukaryota; Fungi; Ascomycota; Eurotiomycetes; Eurotiales; Aspergillaceae
Exons: 2
Coding region: 1-702 (233 amino acids)
Source: RefSeq, a predicted model, not a curated record